ACGGCUGCCAGUCGCCAUCCCCAGGUCGGCACUCGUCUCCCGGCCUUCUCUCCAGUCAACGCGGGGUCCGCUAGACCCCUCGUGCCCGCCCCGCAAGCCGCCAUCUAGGAUGUGCUGACCCCGCGCAGCCAUGGCUUCAGCAGCGGCGGAGAGGCGUCUGGGGACUCAGGAGGAGACAACCGUGGCGCCCGCACCGCACGCAGAGGCGCCCGGUUGCCGCGCUAACAGCUCUGAGUGUCCAGGGACAGGAGACCCCUGUCUGGUGCCAGUCCACGAAGCCUGCUGGCUCCAGGGUGAAGACAAGUGUCCAGAAGGACAAGCCUCAGAGCCAGAGCUCCAGGAGAAGCGACUCAAGCCAGAGGAGAGGCUCAAGCCAGAGGAGGACACACUAGAAGAGAAGGGCCCCAGGCCUAUGGUCUCUGUUGUCAGACCGGGUCAAAUUCCCAAGAGGAAGCCAGUCAAGGGUGAAGCUGAGAUGCCACCGGGACUGCUGCUGCAGAGGGAGGAGCCGGAGGGCAGCCAGAGUGAGCUCUCACCAUCUCCCAAACAGCACAAAAAAGCCAAGAAGCGCAAGACUCUGGGGACUUCAGCACUCCCAGCUACAGCUGGCACAGUGCCUGCAUCUUCAGAGACCUUGGGGCUGGAGCGAAAGGCCCAGCGCCUGCGGCCCCUGUACCAGUACAUCAACUAUUACAAUCCUGAGCUGAACCAGGCAGAGGAGGGGGACAGGGAGGCUGAGGCGGAGCCGGAGCCUGAGCCAGAGUUGGCUAUGGUCCCUGAGGCAGGAGUGGAGCAAUUGCAGGCCUUGCUGCCCAUGUCAGGUGAGCUGGGCUCAGGCCUUGCUUUGUCCUGCCCCAGUACAUUAAUGCCCCCCACCCACGCUCUGGCUCCCCGGACAGAGGAGGCUGGAGAGGAGCCUGGGCUUCUACCCAGCUUGAGGGCCAGCAGCCAGCUAAAGGCUGAGGUGGAUAAAUCGACCCAGGUGGACAUCGACAAGAUGCUGAGUGUGUGCACUGCCCCACUUGUGCCCCCACUCUCUCCUCAGCACAAGUGACUAUCCCACCUCACUGGUGGCUGCCCCUCCCUCAAGCCUGAACCAGAGCAGCAGCCUAUGGGCCUAGGCCCUCAGGAAAGGGGGUAGGGUGUGGCCUUGAGCUCCUGACCCUACAUGGUGGGACCUUGGGCUUGCUAACAAUAAAUAUAUUUCGUUUUCUCAGACUUUGUGAUUCCCCAAAUAAGACACCCAAAGAGGGAGAAGGGUGGAGGAUUCCCCAGUGUAUGGUCUGAAGUCUGACUGGUCAUCUGGAUCACUUGGGAACUUAACAAAAAUAGGUUCCUGGUGCCACCCCGGAACUGAUUUAAUCAAAGUCUGCAAGGGUGGGGCCUGGAUUCUGUGUAUUUAAAAGCUCCCCAGAUGAAUCUGCAGGUCAAGCAGGGUAACAGUAGGGGAUAGCAA
Messenger RNA from Choloepus didactylus (southern two-toed sloth), 1456 nucleotides. It is a transcript of the gene C22H16orf86, whose product is annotated as chromosome 22 C16orf86 homolog. The transcript is spliced from 4 exons. NCBI's taxonomy places the organism in Eukaryota, Metazoa, Chordata, Mammalia, Pilosa, Megalonychidae. The record is from RefSeq and is a predicted model, not a curated record. Bases 131 to 1054 code for a protein of 307 amino acids.